Messenger RNA from Fusarium oxysporum Fo47, 699 nucleotides. RefSeq lists its product as uncharacterized. The coding region runs from base 242 to 511 and encodes 89 amino acids. The transcript has a single exon. NCBI's taxonomy places the organism in Eukaryota, Fungi, Ascomycota, Sordariomycetes, Hypocreales, Nectriaceae. The record is from RefSeq and is a predicted model, not a curated record.
GCAGAAUUCUGUUUCAACGACAUAUCUUCUGUGAGGUCAUUUAUAAUUCGAGCCCGCACGUCCUUGUGUUCUACUCUCCUUGCCAGACAUGACUCUUUCAAGAUGUCAGCUUAAACUAGGUAUUUCCCAAGGACACGUUCUCUACUAGGCGUAUUCUCACUCUCGAAUCUUCCUAUAUCUACCGCCAUGGGGCUUCCUGAUCCUACCAUCAACCUAUCCAGAAGGAUGAGAGAACGCGCUGAUGCCUCAUUUCAAUAUGGCAACAAAUGACCUACCUCCAAUCACUUGUGCGCCAGAGCUUGAUGACUGUAAUGUUAUGACUGUCCUUAGGACUGAUCUAGAUCGAUGGAUAUGUAUUGAUGAGAGUGCUGGGGAGGGCAUUACUAGGGAAAAUACUAGCCGCUUCCUGCCGUGGCCACCUCGACGAGGUAGGGAGCUGCUGGCUACCAAGGAUAGUGUCAUUGAGGCGCAGGCGAAAGGGGUCCUUGGAGGGCGUGAUGGCGUAGUGUGAGGUAAAAUCUAAUCUUUUCUAUAACAGCAUCGAAACACUUUGAACGGACACCCAACAACUCCCGUCGUUCAUCAUGGUUGCCCGUCGAUUUGGGGGGCUAGGUCUCAGCACAACACAGGGGUCCCCUGCCAAAGCCCACUGAGCUUACGAACACUUUAGUUCUUAAGAAAUGCAACUCAUGGAUGAGC